UUUCACUCUUCCCUGCAUUCAUCCUACAAGAACUUCUCUAUCUCGCCUCCUCUUCUACUGUCUAUCUCACUCUCUCUGUUUCUUUCUGUCUCCCUCUCUCUCUUGAAUUCUCUCUGUCUGUUUUCAGACGCUUAUGAACACAGUGGAGUAAUCUGACAUGCUGGAGAUGACUGUAAGUGGGCAUCUGGAGUGCCUCCUGUUUCCGCCUCUUCGUGUUACCAUACUACCAUGAGCAGUUCCACUCCAUCCACAGCUAAUGGCAACGACAGUAAAAACUAUAAAGGAGACCGAUCCCCCUGUGGCCCCUCCCGCGUCCUCCACGUCCGCAAAGUUCCCAUCGAAGUGUCAGAGGCAGAGGUCGUCUCACUAGGUGUCCCUUUCGGCAAAGUCACCAACCUGUUGAUGCUCAAAGGGAAAAAUCAAGCUUUUAUAGAAAUGGCUUCUGAGGAAGCAGCCAUCACCAUGGUCAACUACUACACUGCAGCCACACCUCACGUUCGCAACCAGCCUGUCUACAUCCAGUAUUCCAACCACCGUGAGCUCAAGACUGACAACCUGCCCAACCAGGGGAGAGCUCAGGCUGCUCUUCAGGCUGUCAAUGCAGUGCAUUCUGGGAAUAUGAGUCUGUCUGGGUCUGCGACGGCCAGUGACGGUCUAAUGAUGCCUGGACAGAGUGCUGUGCUUCGCAUCAUAGUAGAGAAUCUCUACUACCCAGUGUCUCUAGAAGUGCUACACCAGAUCUUCUCUAAAUUUGGAACAGUCCUGAAGAUCAUUACCUUUACCAAGAACAACCAGUUUCAGGCCUUGCUACAAUAUGCAGAUCCAAUGAACGCACAUCAUGCCAAAGUGGCUUUGGAUGGGCAGAACAUCUACAAUGGCUGCUGCACUCUGCGUGUGGAAUUCUCCAAGCUGACCAGUCUGAAUGUGAAAUACAACAAUGACAAGAGCAGGGACUUCACACGCCUUGACCUACCCUCAGGAGACGGGCAACCUGCACUGGACCCCACCAUGCAGACCGCUUUUGGGGCUCCUGGGAUAAUUUCGUCACCAUACCAUGGGGCGGCUGGUUUCGCCCCUGCUAUCGGCUUUCCUCAGGCAGGUCUGUCUAUGCAGACAAUGCCUGGUGCUCUGGGGCACCUCACCAUCCCCUCAUCAGCAAUGACCGGACGGAUGGCCAGUUACGGCAUGGCCCACACCAUCAUCCACUCUGUGCUCCUCGUCUCCAACCUCAACCCCGAAAAUAUAUCACCACACGGACUCUUCAUUUUAUUUGGGGUCUACGGAGAUGUCCACAGAGUCAAGAUUCUGUUCAAUAAGAAAGAGAAUGCCUUAAUACAGAUGGCAGAUGCAACACAGGCCCAGCUUGCGAUGAGUCAUCUGAACGGACAGCGUCUGUAUGGUAAGGUGAUCCGCGUCACCAUCUCGAAGCACCAGACGGUGCAACUUCCCAGAGAGGGUCAGGAGGACCAGGGCCUGACCAAAGACUUCAGCGGGAGUCCUCUGCACCGCUUCAAGAAGCCCGGCUCCAAGAACUUCCAGAACAUCUUCCCGCCCUCCGCCACCCUGCAUCUCUCAAAUAUCCCUCCUUCUAUCACAGAUGACUUUCUGAAAGACCUGUUUGCUGGUUCUGGAUAUGUGGUCAAGGCCUUCAAGUUUUUCGCGAAGGACCGCAAGAUGGCACUGAUCCAACUGGGUUCGGUGGAAGAAGCCAUCCAGGCUCUCAUCGACCUCCACAACCACGACCUGGGAGAGAACCACCACCUGCGAGUGUCCUUCUCCAAAUCCACCAUCUAGUGUCCUCUUCACUACAAACCCUUUCCCCAUCCUCCCCGAUCCAGCCCUUCUACUAGCAGUCUGACUGUUUCCCUUAGAGAAAUGAAGACUGACUGGCGAACUAUUGAGAAAAUUUACUGUUAUUCAUGUGGUAGUUGUAGAGAUUUUACAAAAAGAAAAAACGAAGAAAAAAAGAAUUAGAAGACUUCUGCAGAACCUUUAGAUGGAUUUGAGAGUGAAUUUGUUUUACUCUCGAGCAACCAGGGCUGGAGAUACAUUGGAUAUCCAUGACAAUGUGACAUAUCUGGGAGCCUCCGCAUUGACGAAGUAGGACUCCCUCUAUAGUCUUUUGCAGGUCACCAGGUAAGAACCUUUGUUGGUGUAUUACGGAAAGCCAACACAAGGAACAUUCUCAAAAAUGUAAAGUCAAGACUCUUUAAGAUUCUUCUUCCUUGACAUCUCUAAAACACCAGAGACUGACACUCCUGUUGCCCAAUGGCCUUGUUAACCCUGACCUAGGUGAGGACGGAGCCUCUUCCUCUGUGCAUCCCCCAAAUACCUGACACCUUCAUUCUCAUUGGCUGUUUCAACGGAGAGCCCCACUUUGCAUUUCCAGUGGGAUGUGUUGGAUGCACGGUCACCGUUUGAAUGCCGCUGAUGUCAUUACAAGUGCUGCUGGAAUAAAAAUAAAUCUGUAGCGACAGCUCCCAACCAAUGGGCUUGUCCUUUUCCUCGGAGUAGCAUUAAAAUAAGAGUGCUAUGGAUUCAAGAAUGAGUUAAUUUGAAAUUCAAGCAUAGCUGUUUCAAACUUACAAACCUUUUGUUGUUUCUCGGCACUUUGAUUAAUUUGAAUUGAAGACAGGCACAGCAGGGGAUUGUUUUGGAUACUCUUAUCUGUUUACUGUGCAAAGAUGUAUAGCCAGAUGGUAGGCGUUUGUGAAUAGAUAGAGAAUGAUGUUUUUUUCUUUCUUGUAUAAUGGAAAUUUAAUAUUGGACAGACUGGUCUGUUGGCUUUCUGUACCUGCUACGCUGUCAGAGUACAUCUGCGCACAAUAGGUGUGUGUUGUCAACAGUGAGUCCAGUCAAUCAGGUUCCUCAAUGGAGAGACCAUAUAAAUGAAUGAUCAUUCUGGAAAAAUUACGGCCAGCUGUCAAAUCUUACUGGAACACUUCAAUCAGCCACACCCAGCCUGAUCGGAGGCCCCGCCUCCUCCCGAGUGAAAUUCUCUGAAUGUGAAUGGUGUAAGCCCGUAAUCUAGAAGGGAAAUUGAUUAUUCCUCCAUUCUCUUUCGUUUUUUUCUUGUUUUUCAUCUUUCCACAAGGGGGAAGAUGAUCUUUUUUGCAUUCUAUCAUUCCUCAGCUCUGUCCACAGGUGUGAGAUUUUGCAGCAAUGGGCUUGGUAGAAACAGUCAUGGAGCCCAUUGAGUCACAGCAAAAAAAAAAGGCGGCACUCUCUUUUGCCUUGCAGUCCCAUAAUGCCUCUACAUCUGAGCAAACCAAAUAUGAAAUGAAAAAUUAAGACUAAAUAACAAAGAGAGACUUGAAAUCUGUUUGAAAACAUAUUGAACUGCUAUCCAAGCAAAUUCCUCCUAACUGAAAUGGAACCUGACGAAGGGGCCGUUCAUACAGAACUUGUUUUAGCAUUUUGUGUGUGCAAAUUGUUUUAGUGUUUGUCUAUGUGUGUCAGACGGACUUUUUUGCCAUUUCACUAUUUUGUCAGCGUCUUUCACUGUGAGUCAUGUUUUAAUGAUGGCGUGUCAAGGUAAAAGCCCCGUGUUUUGCUCCAAUCUGUUGCACUCCGCUUAGCUGUUUUGAGCGUUAAUUGAGUUUGACAUUAACAUGUUGCUAAGCUAAUAGUGCGAUAUAUAUAUAUAUUAAAGUAUAAGCAUAAUUUUUAGGGCUGGUGAUUUAACACAUUUAUUUAGAGUGUUUAACUAUUUAGAAAUGUUACAAAAUAAUGCAAUUAAUCAUCCCCUCUGACCCGUACACAAAUUUAGUCAUUAAAAUCCAUAUUUUCCUACCAUCUGAGCAAUUCAAAUGUUUUUAUGAGCUGCGUCAGCAAGGGGCAUUCAGCGCAUCUCAACAAACCUCACAAGCAUCCUUACCACAGAAUGAGAGUUACACAGGAUACGUUCUUGACAGUUGGACCAAGCACAACAGAAUACAGGGAUCUCAAGACACUAUUUACAAAGUUUCAGCAAAUUUUAACUUGACACAGCUUCCUAAAAGUGCAGUGUUAAUGGUGCUGAAACCAGUGAGAGGCUUCAAAAGCAUCCGUCUGAUACAUACGUACAUAAAUGGACAAUUAAAUAUAGCGCGGACUGAGCGCAAGAACGUGUUGUGAGAACAGGACAGAUUGACAAACUCAAUUGCAAAACGGAUUGCUGUCGACUGUAGGCUUGUUCAAUGAUAUGGGAAUAAAGCCAAAAUUAUAUUGACUAAAUAUAUAUUAUUUAUAUUGAAUUAUCUUUAUUUGGGGGCCUUUCUUCCAAAUAUUUAUUUAUUUGAUUAAUUGCAUUUAAUUCGAUUAAAAAUUUGAAUCGAUUGACAGCACUAAUAAAUUUACAUAGCACACACAAAUACUGGGUAAAAUAGUUAUAAAAUUAAAUUGAACCAUUUUUCUAUUGCUACUUUUCAUUAUUGAAUAAAAUAAGAAGUGAAUUAGAAUGAGCUUGUUGCAAUGCGGUGCGAAGGAUACAUAUGAUGCGAUACACCAAUCCAUGUAAGUUUGAAAAGUCAGUUUUAAGUUUCCUAAUGUCAUCGUGAAAGAAAGUGUGAGAGGUUAAAUCUAGUGAAAUGAAUGUGUUUUCAAACCAAAAUAAAUUUAUGUGGAUUGUGGACGUCCUAGAAUUCAGCCAAUAAUAGGUAUCUUAGAAGGCAACCUAAGAGCUGUCUACCUUUUUGAACAUCCUUCACGUCAUUAGCGUGCCUGUGAUGCCUUAAAUGCUGUCGAGGUAGGCAGCUCACUAGGUUUUAGAACAGAACCAUGGUGUGCACACACAGAAAAUAAGGAGUCUUUGCAAUUCGAUUCUUUGUAUAUUUCUGCAUUGGUUAUGUGAGUGUGCAGUAUUACUAUAGUAGGGGUCUACAGUAAAUAUGAGUAUAGGAGGUCUCCCUAUUGUGUUCAAGCAAGGUGCUGACUCAUUUUUGCGAAGACCUGGCUGUAAUAUUCCAAGGAGGGUCACCAUUGACCCACUGAGUAGCAUCCAAUGGGAGCAGUUUCUGUGCCUGUGUGCGAAGUCCUCUGUCAAUAUCCAUUUGAAAUGUAGUCCUUCAUCAAACAAAUGAUCAUGUAAAUGCAAGGCAAGGGACAGUGUCGGUUUUUAUGACUGAUUUCACCUAAAGCGAUUCGAAACUUCGCUUUCACUUCUCAAAAGAAAUUUAAUUUAGUUGAAGUUUACAGUCUUAAAGCAAAACUAUUCAGGUCUAAAUAUCUUAAGGAUUGUCAAGACUUUUUGAAAGAAAAAAAGUUACUUAUUUUUGGUAAUUUGUUCUUUUUUAUGGAAGAGGAAAAAAAAAUCAAAUUUUAAACCUCAUCGGGUUUUUGUACCACUAUAAUCAUUCAAGAAAUCGUGGUGAAAAAAAAAAAAUCAUAUUUACUGUGUAUUUACCUAAUUUUCUUAUUACGUGCCUUAUUAUGUGUUCAUAAUCAAAUAGGUUUUAGAAAUGUUACCUAAAAUAUCUUAUGUACUUUUUGUGGGAUUGGUGAGAGGGUUUAUUUGAUCUUUAUUUUUUUUUGUUGUGUAGCUCUAAUAGAUGUGUAUUUUUGUGGGGACUCAGUACCAUGUGGUCUUAAUAUGAUAUGAGAUGUAAGUUAUGAUGUAUGGUGCUGUGAAUGCUCUUGUUAGAAAAAUGAACGGUGAAUUCUACAAUGCUCAGAGCAUGCUGUGGGUCUCUCCUCUCCCGUGUGUGUGUGUGUGUGUGUGUGUGUGUGUGUGUGUGUGU
This is a messenger RNA of Xyrauchen texanus (razorback sucker), 5717 nucleotides long. RefSeq names its product polypyrimidine tract-binding protein 3-like. Gene Ontology annotation, cellular component: nucleus. The record is from RefSeq and is a predicted model, not a curated record. Bases 229 to 1794 code for a protein of 521 amino acids. The transcript is spliced from 14 exons. Gene Ontology annotation, molecular function: mRNA binding. Gene Ontology annotation, biological process: regulation of RNA splicing; mRNA processing. Lineage: Eukaryota; Metazoa; Chordata; Actinopteri; Cypriniformes; Catostomidae.